Messenger RNA from Scylla paramamosain (green mud crab), 2922 nucleotides. RefSeq names its product L-threonine 3-dehydrogenase, mitochondrial-like (gene Tdh). The coding region runs from base 700 to 1770 and encodes 356 amino acids. The record is from RefSeq and is a predicted model, not a curated record. Gene Ontology annotation, biological process: L-threonine catabolic process. Lineage: Eukaryota; Metazoa; Arthropoda; Malacostraca; Decapoda; Portunidae. The transcript has 9 exons. Gene Ontology annotation, molecular function: L-threonine 3-dehydrogenase activity.
CACCUUCACUGACGGUGGUACAGAUGGCACGUCAAGCAGACACACCGGUCCCACAGCCUCAGGCCAGUGGAGUUCUUCGGCUUGCACAGAACAAUUCUGAUCGAGAGUCAAGCCAUCAUCUGACGGAGCCUCAGAGAAAAGUUGGCUACAUCACAUUUUUCAUCAAGAAUAAUUAUACAGCAGAAUUUAAAAAAACGUUUGACGUUGAGAAAGUGCAGGACGGUGCUGGACUAGCGAGUGCAAGCAGAGGAGGCGUAGCAGAACAAUGGGCGCUCGGGGAAAGCAAGACAUGAGAUUACGUGUUGUGACAAUAGCAAUCUCCGUGAAGAUAAUAUACUACGCUAUUUAAAUCAAAGUAUACAAUACCCACUUGCGGGAAGCAGUAAAGGAUUUUCAAAGAAACAACUCGCACAGAGUAAGGAGCAGAUGGCGGUGUACUGCAGGCGACUAUUGUGUAAGACGGAGACUGGGUGUGACCUGUUGGAUUCGGUGAGCGCAUUACCAGCAGUGCGUGGUCAUGCAAUCUAGCGAAAGGCAGCGUACAGGGAAGCAGCGCCCUCGUUCAUCAAAUGCCCAAAGGUGAUGGAGGCAAGACCUUUCCCCGCUAUUCACCGAAGGAAUGACGGAUGGUGGAACACCAAACGAAGACUAUAAAUACACCCUGCAUCGCUGCAGCCUCAGUCCCAGAGGAGGAGCGCGAUGGCAAGACUAGCGUGGGUGACAUCACGGGCACGUCACUCUUGGCUGACAUCACAAGCGCAGCAAUGUUGGCUGAACACCCGCAGACACUACCACCCAAACGGCGACCCUCCCAGGAUACUGAUUACAGGCAGCUUGGGUCAGCUGGGCACAGGCCUGGCGAAGUUGCUGCGAGGUAAAUAUGGAACACAGAACGUCAUCAUGUCUGACAUCGUGAAGCCCACAAAGGACAUCGUCAACUCGGGUCCUUACGUGUUUGCUGAUAUCCUCGACUUCAAGUGCCUUCAAGAGAUCGUGGUCACCUACAGAAUAGACUGGCUGGUGCAUUUUUCAGCGCUUUUGUCAGCAAUAGGCGAGCAGAAUGUCCCUCUUGCUAUCAGAGUGAACAUUGAGGGGCUGCACAAUGUGAUGGAGCUCAGCAAACAGUACAACCUUCGCGUCUUUGUGCCAUCUACCAUUGGUGCCUUUGGUCCAGACUCCCCAAGAAACCCAACACCCAACCUCACCAUCCAGCGGCCCAGAACAAUCUAUGGUGUGAGCAAGGUACAUGCUGAGCUGCUGGGCGAGUACUACCACCAUAGGUUUGGUCUGGACUUCCGCUGCCUACGUUUCCCAGGUGUCAUCUCUGCAGACACCAUGCCCGGGGGAGGCACUACAGAUUAUGCUGUGCAGGUAUUUCAUGAUGCUAUUGAGGGACGAGAGUUCGAGUGUUACCUGAGGCCAACCACUCGGCUCCCAAUGAUGUACAUUGAUGACUGUCUCAGGUCACUGUGGGAGAUGCUGGUGGCUCCUGAGGAGAAGCUCAAACGACGCACCUACAAUGUCACUGCCAUGAGCUUCUCCCCUGAAGAAAUUGUAUCAGCUGUGAGGAAACAUUUCCCAGACCUAAAGGCCACCUACAAGCCAGACUCCAGACAGAACAUUGCGGACACAUGGCCUGAGAUCUUUGAUGACAAUGAGGCUCGCUGGGACUGGGGCUGGCAGCAUCACUAUGACCUGGAGGCCAUGUGUGAAAUCAUGUUCACUCUCCUUCAGCAGCAGCAGCAGAUGGAAAGUGUUUCAGGGAGGUGACUGCCCUGCAUAGGGUUAUGAGUAUUUGUGUGUGUGAGUUAUUAGAGUGUUAUAGUGCUAGACUCAUGGGAGGUUUUUAACUGAAGGUGUUUAGAUAACACUAUCAUGUUACUCAAAAUAGUGUGUGUGUGUGUGUGUGUGUGUGUGUGUGUGUGUGUGUGUGUGUGUGUGUGUGUGUGUGUGUGUGUGUGUGUGUGCAUGUGUGUGUGUGUGUGUGUGUGUGUGUGAAUAUGUGUGUGCAUGAAGAUGGAUACUAUGUAAAUUAGCAGACUACCAUAUUUUCUUUGUCAGUAUCCUCUUAAUCACUUUGUUUCUCUUUUACAAAUAGUAUUUCCCUCCAGCAUGAUGCUUCUGUAUUAUUAAAAUGUUUUGAAAGUUCUAUAUCUUCAUAUGGAACAUUUGCCUGUCUUUGCAAACCACUAGUUCUUAAAUACCAAUGCAUAGUAACUUUUCUAUUUUCACAAACCACUUACAUACUUGUGUAGUCUUUAUGUAUUUGUAGAGCUUAGUUGUAUUUGCAUACAACAUAUAUCAUGACAGUAUUACAUAAUUUUAGGAUGCCUCACUUAUCUCUACAUAUCCCAUUUACUAGAAAUUCUAGGCAGUUAGUGCACAAACUUAUCUUUCAAUUUUUUGUUCCAUUCUAAGAGAAUGUUCACAAAUGUACAAACCCACCAAAGUGAUGUGAUUGCAUGAGAGCAAGAUGGACUAUUGAACUGUGAAUGUUUUCCUCCCCAGUGUAAUCAUUAGGGCAAGUAAUACAUAGUGCACUAGUCUGGUUCUUAUAAUAAUGUAUUAGUGUUUUUAAUUUAGGUCUAUGCAAAUUUGAUAAAAUCAGUCACUGGAAGACAGUAAAUGAUAUUUGGAUGUAUAUACUACUUUUUUUUUCAAGUCCAACACAUUUAAGCACAAAGCUUGCCAUGCCUGUAUCAUGUCAUGGAACAUGAUUGGUCAGCAACCAAAUUAUUUGUAAAGGAAAAAUUAACUGGAAAGAAAUUCCAUGGCUUGUUUUUUUUACUUACAUGACAAUGAUCAAUGAGGAUUAUUUUUUUGUUAAAAAAAAAUAUUCAUCUACUUCAUUAAAUUUCAUUGCAGUCAAUGUAAUACAUGCCUAAAUUAUAAUAAAAAAGACAAGUUUGUUAAUAGAUAAAA